UCCUAAUUGAUCACGUUGCAAUUGACCACCAGCCACAGCCAACCGUAUUUUGGUGUUUUUCUAGUAUCGGCCAAUCGGUAUAACCCGUAGUCAAUAGAGACGUAGCAAUCGGAUCCUACCCAAGAAAAAGAAACGAAGUUCCGAAGCAAUAUGGUUGAGUGGUAGCAGUAUGGUUUGACUAAAAAGAACAGGCUUAUUCUUGUCUUUAUGCCUUGUUUGCGCUGAAAAUUUAUCGAGCGUUGGAACCUCGGAUUUCUUAGAAAUCGCAUAAAGCAGAAUAAUUGCUCAAAAGUGCGCGGACAAGGUUGAAUUUCAAGUAUUCGUAUCGAAACGGACGUAAAAGAAUAAUUUUCAGUGCUUUAUAUGAAUUAUAUAAAUUAGUACAUUAAUGAGAUAAAUUAGUUACAGUAAUAUAUAGGUUUAUUAUCACAAGGUAGUUAUUCGUAUCGAUAAAAAAAAUAUUUUUCAUCACGUAAUUGAAGAGAAUAAUUAGAAUGUCCACUAACAUUACACAUACGGAAAAAGAAUUGGAUUUAAGUAACGCUGGUCGUGGUGUAUGGCUUGUCAAAGUGCCUAAAUAUAUAGCUAAUAAAUGGGAAAAAGCACCUGGUAAUAUAGAAGUUGGCAAAUUAAAAAUAACUAAAAAUCCUGGACAAAAGGCUGAAGUAUCUCUUAGAUUAUCUGAGGCUGUUUUGGCUCUGAAAGAAUCUGGAGAAGAGGAAAUACCAAAACAACAUAGGCUAGAUGUUACAACAGUUACUACACAGAUACUAGGAGUAUUUUCCCAUGUUACUCCAUCGACAAGUUCAGAUGCAAUUGUUCCAGAAACAGAAAAGCUCUUCAUGGAAGGUAGAAUUGUACAAAAAUUAGAAUGCAGGCCGUAUGCUGAUAAUUGUUACAUGAAGCUAAAGCUGGAAAGUAUCAAGAGAGCUUCCGUGCCCCAGAGACAAGUUCAGCAAUUAGAUAGAGUAGUACAGAACUUUAAGCCAGUGUCUGACCACAAACACAAUAUCGAAUAUGCUGAGAAGAAGAAGGCAGAAGGAAAGAAGAUGAGAGAUGACAAGGAUGCUGUAUUGGAUAUGUUGUUUGCAGCAUUUGAAAAACAUCAGUAUUACAAUAUAAGAGAUCUCGUAAAAAUCACUAGGCAACCUAUUGUUUAUUUGAAGGAAAUACUCAAUGAGGUUUGCAAUUAUAAUUUAAAAAAUCCUCAUAGAAAUAUGUGGGAGUUAAAACCAGAGUAUCGACAUUAUAAGGAAGAUGAAAAGCCUGUGGAGAGCACUUCAAAGAAAGAAAUUUUAUAGAAUGACAUUGGUCAAUAAAAUUGCUGUACAAAAGCUAAACAACACAGGAUUCAUAAACACGCAUCAAGAGAUUUGUGCCUUGGGAAGAAACCAUGUACACUCAUCACAAUUAGAAAAAUUUCAUAUUUGUCCGUAGGCCAAAAAUUAUUUAAAAUAUUGGGUUGAUGCAUAAGAUCGUCCUGUUUUUAACAAAAAAAAAAUAUAUAUAUAUAACAUUUUAAAAUACAAUUAAUCGAGUAUGCAAUGUUUUGUUCGAUCACUUGCCACCUUUCCGACAGCUACAUGAUCCCACGCUCAUAGAAAUUUAAAAAAUUUUUGAGCGAAAAAUUAGUUAAAAAA
Dinoponera quadriceps is the source of this 1640-nucleotide messenger RNA. It is a transcript of the gene TfIIFbeta, whose product is annotated as general transcription factor IIF subunit 2. NCBI's taxonomy places the organism in Eukaryota, Metazoa, Arthropoda, Insecta, Hymenoptera, Formicidae. The record is from RefSeq and is a predicted model, not a curated record. Gene Ontology annotation, cellular component: transcription factor TFIIF complex. The coding region runs from base 495 to 1301 and encodes 268 amino acids. Gene Ontology annotation, biological process: transcription initiation at RNA polymerase II promoter; transcription by RNA polymerase II. The transcript is spliced from 7 exons.